Manihot esculenta (cassava) is the source of this 1947-nucleotide messenger RNA. Its product is annotated as molybdate transporter 2. The transcript has a single exon. Gene Ontology annotation, molecular function: molybdate ion transmembrane transporter activity. Bases 48 to 1424 code for a protein of 458 amino acids. The record is from RefSeq and is a predicted model, not a curated record. Lineage: Eukaryota; Viridiplantae; Streptophyta; Magnoliopsida; Malpighiales; Euphorbiaceae. Gene Ontology annotation, biological process: molybdate ion transport.
CAAAUUCACACGCUAAGCUGGCCAAACCGAGUCGCAACAACCUCAUCAUGGACACUUCCUCUGCCACUCCUAUCCUCCAUCAAAACCGGUGGUGGCACCGCUUUCUGCGUCUCAAAACCACCCUCUCCUCCGAACUCUCCGGCGCAGUGGGUGACUUAGGCACCUUCAUCCCAAUAGUUCUCACUCUCACACUGGUUUCCCACCUUGACCUUUCUACCACCCUCAUCUUCACCUCCCUUUACAACAUUUCCACUGGCCUCCUCUUCGGCCUUCCCAUGCCUGUCCAGCCCAUGAAGUCCAUUGCUGCUGUCGCUGUCUCCGAGCUACCCCAUCUCACCACUGCCCAGAUCGCUACCGCUGGUGCAACCACUGCUGCCACCCUCCUUAUCCUUGGUGCCACCGGCCUUAUGUCCUUCUUCUACCGCUUCAUCCCUCUCCCUGUUGUCCGCGGAGUUCAGCUCUCCCAGGGCCUUUCAUUCGCCUUCUCCGCCAUCAAGUAUAUUCGAUACAAUCAAAAUUUUGUCACUUCCAAAUCUACCACUCGUCGGUCUUGGCUUGGUCUUGACGGUCUCAUUCUUGCUAUUUCUUCUCUUCUGUUUCUAGUUCUCACCACCGGCUCCGGUGGUCAUAAUCACACAACCAACAACAAUGAUAACAAUUCGUUGACUCGCUCUCAGCGACGGGUGAGUAAAAGAUUGCGGGUUUUGUCAGCAAUUCCUUCUGCUCUUAUAGUGUUCUUAUUUGGGUUGGUUUUCUGUUUCAUCCGAGACCCGUCCAUCAUUAAGGAUCUAAAAUUUGGUCCUUCGAGAAUCCAGCCGCUGAAAAUUACAUGGGAGGAUUGGAAAAUCGGGUUCUUGAGGGGUGCAAUCCCCCAAAUCCCACUGUCCAUAUUGAAUUCUGUAAUCGCAGUGUGUAAAUUAUCCACAGAUUUAUUCCCAGAUCAUGAAUUGUCAGCGACAAAGGUUUCUGUUAGUGUUGGGAUUAUGAAUUUGGUGGGUUGCUGGUUUGGAGCCAUGCCAGUGUGCCAUGGAGCAGGUGGGCUAGCUGGGCAGUACAGGUUUGGUGCCAGAAGUGGUGCAUCUGUGAUUUUUCUGGGGAUAGGGAAAUUAGUUAUAGGAUUGCUUUUUGGAAAUUCGUUUGUGAGGAUUUUGAACCAAUUUCCAAUUGGUAUUCUGGGAGUGCUGUUAUUAUUUGCUGGGAUUGAGUUAGCCAUGGCAUCCAAGGAUAUGAAUACAAAAGAGCAAUCUUUUGUGAUGUUGGUUUGUGCUGCUGUGUCGUUAACUGGUUCUAGUGCUGCAUUGGGAUUUGGGUGUGGGAUUUUGCUUCAUCUGUUGCUAAAAUUAAGAAGCAUGGAGUGCUCUUGUUUUGGUUUUCUCAGGUCUAAGUCUUCUGCUUCUGCUGUGGAGUCUACUCCUUCAGUUUAGCCCGCAAGGCAAUGGAAAUUGUAAAGAGAACCGCCGAUACUAAGCUGUUCAUGAAAAUUACCUCAAAAGUGGAGCUUGGUCAUAUUGAGUUAAACGAAUAGAUGUAAAUAAUUAUCAAGAUGAUUAAGAAUAUAUUUCCUUGAUCAUAAUUCUGAAGAUGCUCUCAAUUAAAUUAAAAUUAAUUUAUAUUAGAAGGAGAAUUUGAGUGAUGAAAUUGGAAUAUUAGUUAUGAAAGUGAAAACAAAAAGCUCAGUGCUUUUGCUUGAAAAAAAACAAAACAAAACAAAAACCAAUGCAUAUGGAGGCGGCCUCCAAACUUCGCUCACGGGAGUAGCAGCUCAACACAACAAUUGAUGGUGAUUAUGAAAAGUUAGUAAAACCAGGAGGAGGUUGGUGAUUACAUGGGCUAGCCAACCAAUUAGUGGCUUUUGCAUGGUUACAAAAGAAAAGGCACGUCUUCCUUCUUGUCACAUAUGGGAUAGGCUGUGUUGAUUGGGUCUAACAAAAUUAUUAUAGGUUAAAG